Molecule: messenger RNA, 1462 nt
Organism: Lotus japonicus
Lineage: Eukaryota; Viridiplantae; Streptophyta; Magnoliopsida; Fabales; Fabaceae
Exons: 6
Coding region: 1-1431 (476 amino acids)
Source: RefSeq, a predicted model, not a curated record
AUGGAUCCCAACAAUAGCCAUUUAACCUCCCAGAAUUCUUCCAACCAAAAUCCAGACUAUCAACAUCCAAAUCAGUAUUCCAACCACCAAAAUCCCAACAAUUAUCCACAUCCAAAUCAAAAUCCCAACUACUACCCAAAUCCCAACACUUAUCAACAUCCAAGUCAAUUUUCCCACUACCAAAAUCCGAACAUUUAUCAAGAUCCAAAUCAAUCCAACCACCAAAAUCCCAACCAUUUUCAAGAUCCAAAUCAAUUUUUCAACCAACGUCCUCAUCCCCAUCAUGGAUCUAUGUUCAGACAUCCAUCUCCAACACCGCCGUUUAAUGAUGGUGCUAAUGAUGGUGCAUCUGAAUUUCCCGAAUUUUCAACACAAAUGACUCUUGGUGGCAUGACAGCUGGUGAUGAAGCCACUCCAAAUGAAGAGGAUUCAACUCCUACGAGCAGGAGAAGCCACUUACCAGCAUGGAACACUGAUCAAAAUCUGGUGUUAAUUAGUGGGUGGCUUAAAUUUGGAACAAACAGUGUUGUCGGGAGAAACCAAAAAGGAGAAACAUUUUGGGGUCAAAUUGCUGAGUAUUGUAAUGAGCAUUGCUCAUUCAAUCCUCCGCGGGAUGGAAAUGCAUGCCGAAACCGUUAUAAUUAUAUGAGCAAGCAAAUAAAUAAAUGGAUUGACGCUUAUGAUGGUGCUAAGCGUAUGCAACGAAGCGGUUGGUCGGAGGAUGAUAUUUUGACCCAAGCCCAACAACUGAAGUGUUGGGUCAAGAAGGAUGCAUCUAAAAAAAAGGGUAAAAAGAAGAGCCCAACAGCUACCUUGGAAGUGAUGCAGAACGAUUGGGCUGGAUACAAACAAGCCAAGCAGGAUGAGGUUGAACAAUUGAAGCAUCUAGCAGCGAUCACGGAAGAGGCUAAUAGAUUGAGGAAAGAGGAGACUGUAGCUAAGAAAAUGAAAUUAUACCUAAAGUUAAGUGAUGAAGAGCAUCUCAGUGACCACAAGACAGUUGCAUCUCAUGAUCUAUGGAUCUGGCAUGCCUUUUUUGGGUGUCCGGGGACCCUGAACGACAUAAACGUUCUAGACCGGUCACCAGUGUUUGAUGAAUUGGAACAGGGAAACGCGCCACGUGACAUCGAGCGUGCAUUUGGAGUGCUUCAAGCUCGUUUUCAAAUCAUCCGUGAACCAGCUCGCUUGUGGGACAUAAAUGAUUUGGGUAUCAUCAUGAGGUCAUGCAUCAUAUUACACAAUAUGAUUGUUGAGGAUGAACGAGAUUCAUAUGCUCAACGCUGGACCGAUUUUGAGCAAGCUGAGGGAAGUGGAUCUAGCACACCGCAACCAUACUCGACCGAGUUGCGUGAUCCAAAUGUCCAUCACCAACUGCAAGCAGAUCUAGUGAAGCACAUCUGGACAAAGUUUGGAAUGUAUCCUCAUGAUUAAAUAUGCUUUGUAUCGUACUAAUUAUGUUAUU